Molecule: messenger RNA, 1593 nt
Organism: Acinonyx jubatus (cheetah)
Lineage: Eukaryota; Metazoa; Chordata; Mammalia; Carnivora; Felidae
Gene: TRIM54
Product: tripartite motif containing 54
Exons: 9
Coding region: 352-1452 (366 amino acids)
Molecular function (GO): zinc ion binding
Source: RefSeq, a predicted model, not a curated record
CUCCUCUCUGGGAAGUAAGGGACAAACAGUGCUGCCCAUAGAGGGAACAAGAGUCAUUUGGGGAACAAAAGAAAUUUCCAGGGACAGAGUCAUUCAGGGAGGGAGGGAUAGAUAAAGCUACAUGUGUCUGGCUGGGUUACAGAGCAAAGAAUAGAGAAGUGUCUGAAAACAGCUAUCUGAGGACGAGGUGAAUUGUUGGAGGAGGGGACAGGAGAGAUAGCAGAGCUAUUUCAAGAGUGAGCAGUAGAAGGGAACAAGAAUCCACGGACGGUCUAAGCGAGGAAGGGUCCAGAGGCAGUGAGGGAAGGCCAGGACCAGGCCGAGGCCAGGGCAGGCACGAUCGCUGAGGGGAUGAACUUCACAGUGGGUUUCAAGCCGCUGCUAGGGGAUGCACACAGCAUGGACAACCUGGAGAAGCAGCUCAUCUGCCCCAUCUGCCUGGAGAUGUUCUCCAAACCAGUGGUGAUCCUGCCCUGCCAGCACAACCUGUGCCGCAAGUGUGCCAACGACGUCUUCCAGGCCUCGAACCCUCUGUGGCAAUCCCGGGGCUCCACCACUGUGUCUUCCGGAGGCCGUUUCCGUUGCCCAUCUUGCAGGCAUGAGGUUGUCCUGGACAGACAUGGCGUCUAUGGCCUGCAGCGAAACCUACUAGUGGAGAACAUUAUCGACAUUUACAAACAAGAGUCUUCCCGACCACUGCACUCCAAGGCUGAGCAGCACCUUAUGUGCGAGGAGCAUGAAGAGGAGAAGAUCAAUAUCUACUGCCUGAGCUGUGAAGUGCCCACCUGCUCUCUCUGUAAGGUCUUCGGUGCCCACAAGGACUGUGAGGUGGCCCCCCUGCCCACCAUUUACAAACGCCAGAAGAGUGAGCUCAGCGAUGGAAUCGCAAUGCUGGUGGCCGGCAACGACCGCGUGCAGGCAGUGAUCACACAGAUGGAGGAGGUGUGCCAGACCAUAGAGGACAACAGCCGGCGGCAGAAGCAGUUACUAACCCAGAGGUUCGAGGCCCUGUGCGCGGUGCUGGAAGAGCGCAAGGCUGAGUUGCUGCAGGCGCUGGCCCGCGAGCAGGAGCAGAAGCUGCAGCGCGUGCGGGGCCUCAUCCGCCAGUACGGAGACCACCUGGAGGCUUCCUCUAAGCUCGUGGAGUCGGCCAUCCAGUCCAUGGAGGAGCCACAGAUGGCGCUCUACCUCCAGCAGGCCAAGGAGCUGAUCAAUAAGGUCGGGACAAUGUCGAAAGUGGAGCUGGCAGGACGGCCAGAGCCGGGCUAUGAAAGCAUGGAUCAGUUCACCGUGAGCGUGGAGCACGUGGCCGAAAUGCUGAGGACCAUCGACUUCCAGGCGGGCGCUUCCGGGGAGGAAGAGGAUGAGGAGGUGGCGUUGGAGGGAGACGAGGGCAGCGCGGGGCCAGAGGAAGAGCGGCCGGAUGGGCCGGAAGGCACCGGCGGGCACUGACCCGCCCCCGCUUUGGGGAGCCCGCGCACCUGGGGCCUGGCGCUCGGGUCGCGGAGGACCUGCGCAGAGACCACCGCGCCACACAGCUCGGCGCCCCGCCACGGGGGAGGGACUCAAUAAAGGGCUAACGAGUCCAAACCC